This is a messenger RNA of Capra hircus (goat), 945 nucleotides long. It is a transcript of the gene C29H11orf86, whose product is annotated as chromosome 29 C11orf86 homolog. NCBI's taxonomy places the organism in Eukaryota, Metazoa, Chordata, Mammalia, Artiodactyla, Bovidae. The record is from RefSeq and is a predicted model, not a curated record. Bases 129 to 497 code for a protein of 122 amino acids. The transcript has 2 exons.
CACCUCAGCAGCACCAACCUUUGUCCCCAAGGGAGCUCCUGUCAGGUGGGUGGGGGCACCAGGCCAUCUCAGAAGGCCAGUGGCUCGCUGAAGGGUGAAGCAGUCCCGCUCUUGCAGCCUCCAGAACCAUGGGGACAGGGCUACGCAGUCAGUCCUUGCGAGGACCACGGCCCUCUUACGGCAAGCUCCAGGAGUCCUGGGGGAGGCCCACGGAAGGCCGACUGCGCCGGGCGCUGAGCCUCAGGCAGGGCCGUGAGAAGUCCCGGUCCUCAGAUGGAUGCCCAGAACGGCUGGAUACCCCCGGUCAGGAGCGGCUGCCCGGGAGCCUGGGGGACACGGAGCAGCUGAUCCAAGCGGAGCAAGAAGGCAGCCAGAGGUGGCUGCGGCAGUAUCAGCAGAAGAUCAGGAGAAGGUGGGAGAGCUUUGUCACCAGCUUCCCCAACGUGACCCUGAGCCGGUCAGCCUCCCCACAGCCCCCGCUGGGCACCACCAGCUAAGGAGGCCAUGAGCGGUGGGGACCUCGCUGCACCUGGAUGAGACGGCACGCCUGCUGCGCCUCUCCGGGGCCCUCUGGACUGUGAAUGGGGUGACCGCCUCUCUGUGGACUGUUCCCGCCUUCCCUAGUGGCGCGCCCAGGUCUCCGCCACCAGGACAGAGCUCGGUGAAGCCAGACCCAUGGCUGAGCGGCUCUGGCACAUCGCCUGGUCACUGGGCCAUGCCCAACCCACCCUUCUCAGCGGCUGCCAGCGGACGGUGAGCCCAUCCCCAGGGCAAGGACCACGUCUGGCCUGUGUCUUGUCGCGUGUUGUCGCUCUCCUCACAGUCUCCCAAUGAAGAACUAAGGCCCAGAGGGGGAAGGGAUUGCUGCCAUUGGCGUCUCAGGCCGCACCCACACCCAAUGCCCAACACUGCGUUGAACACAGGAAUAAAGGUUGCCGAGCUGAA